AAUUUUCUGUUAGCAAUGUCCCAAAAUAAAAUGGUGGAACUCCAGUUGUCAAAGUCAAACGUCAAACGUCUAUUUCAAGUCAAAUGAUAUUUUAAUCAAAAAAUCAAAAACAGGGCUUUUGUGGGAACAUAAUGUAAGAAUUAUUUAAUUUUCUAUGUGCUCGCAUUAAAUAUAGAGUAAGAAAUAGGUCUGACUGGAAUAACAUUUAUAAAAAAAAAUCGACUUGAUACAGGUAUGGUAGUGAUGGUUGUUACUGUUAAGGAAAUAUGUGAUAAUGUUACUCUGGCACGAGAAAUGGCAAUGCUUGGCAAUUACGAAAGUGCAGAGGUUUAUUAUGAAGGGUCCAUCCAGAUGAUUAGUCGCUUAAUUCUCAUGAUACCCGAACCCUUACGCAAAAAUAAGUGGCAACAAGUUCAAAAAAAAGUUGCUUCUGAAUACAAUGAGAUAAAAGUGUUGAAAUCGAUGUUGCAAACGCUGCGUUUGGAGACUAACGUUGAAGUCCCUCUUGGUGCAAGAAGGUUGAGAGAUGAGCCGGUUCAUGAUAGCCUUGAUCUCCAGGAAGAUACUUUCGGGGCUCCUCAUGAUCCCGACGUUUGGCCGCCACCAACUCCUGUAGAUCACGGUUUUAUGCAGAGGAACAGUUUCUCAAAACCUCGAUUGUCUAAUGUGAAAAAGAAUGAACCUAAGAAGGGAGCCAGAGCCAGCUCUUCAAACACUGCGCGAAGGUCUGACGUGAGACCGAUCAAAACUGGAAAGAAAGAGGACAGACCUUCGUCUUCUAAAUCAGAAAGGAAUCCGGAAGGAAAACCGGACAAGGAUAAAGAUGUGGACAAUAAUGAAAAGAAUGAUAAGGCCGAGUCUGAGGAAGAGAAGAAAUUCGAGUGUCACGGAAUGGAACGAGAACUAGCCGACGUCUUGGAGCGAGAUAUCGUCCAAAAAAACCCCAACAUUCGUUGGGAUGAUAUUGCCGACUUGCAUGAAGCUAAAAGACUACUGGAAGAGGCUGUAGUUCUUCCAAUGUGGAUGCCUGAGUUUUUUAAAGGUAUAAGGAGACCGUGGAAAGGUGUUUUAAUGGUGGGCCCGCCCGGAACGGGCAAAACAAUGUUGGCUAAAGCGGUGGCUACUGAGUGCAGCACGACUUUCUUUAAUGUAUCUUCAUCCACUCUCACAUCAAAGUACAGAGGUGAAUCAGAGAAAAUGGUCAGACUGUUGUUUGAAAUGGCUAGGUUUUAUGCCCCAAGUACUAUAUUUAUAGACGAAAUAGACUCUCUCUGCUCUCGCAGAGGUUCAGAAUCUGAGCAUGAGGCGUCCAGACGCGUCAAAUCCGAGCUUUUGGUGCAGAUGGAUGGCAUUACUGCCAAUAAUGAUGAACCGGGAAAAGUUGUUAUGGUCCUUGCGGCUACUAACUUUCCGUGGGACAUAGACGAGGCUCUUCGGAGACGUUUAGAAAAACGCAUAUAUAUUCCAUUGCCGACUCAAGAAGGUCGUGAAGCAUUACUUAAGAUAAACUUGCGCGAAGUUAAGUUGGAUCCUGAUGUGAAUUUGAGCGACAUUGCGGAAAAGUUGGACGGUUUUUCAGGCGCUGAUAUAACAAAUGUGUGUAGGGAUGCAUCUAUGAUGUCCAUGAGGCGCAAAAUUUAUGGCUUGAAACCUGACCAGAUCAAACAGUUGCCGAAGGAAGAACUUGAUUUGCCUGUCACUAAUAGAGAUUUCGAGGAGGCCUUACUUAAAAAUAAUAAAAGCGUUUCAAAGGACGAUCUGGACAAGUAUGAGAAGUGGAUGAAUGAGUUUGGAUCAUCAUGAUAGCUCAUUGACAGAACACGGUUUGAUUCAUUGUGUGAUAUUAUAAUGCUUUACAGUUUAUAUUUACACGAAUUUUAUCUUUACAGUUAUUUAAUACUUUUUAUGCUUAUCUAAAUUUUAUUAUUGGAAGUAUUAAUUUCAAGUAACAAACAGUAGAUUUAUGAAUUAGCUACAAAGUUUUGCACUUUAUCGAAUUGUAAAUUGCCAUUGUAUCACGGAUUUUGUAUUUAUGUAUAUCUUAGAUCAUGUUUAUCUGGUUAAUGGUCAAUUGAUUUGUACUGUAUAUAUUAUGAUAAUAUGAUACCUGAUGUUCUAACAAUUAAUUCAAGUAAUGCCAUAAUUUUGAGUGGUUCAGUUGUUUUAUUAAGUUCGUAAAAAUGUUUGGUAUAAGAGACAGUGUAAUGAAUCGUUUUAACAAUUUUUUGUAUAAAUUGACAAAAUAAAUAAUACAUUUAAAGCAA
Messenger RNA from Tribolium castaneum (red flour beetle), 2264 nucleotides. RefSeq names its product katanin p60 ATPase-containing subunit A-like 1. Gene Ontology annotation, molecular function: microtubule binding; ATP binding; ATP hydrolysis activity. Gene Ontology annotation, biological process: microtubule severing. Lineage: Eukaryota; Metazoa; Arthropoda; Insecta; Coleoptera; Tenebrionidae. The transcript is spliced from 6 exons. The record is from RefSeq and is a predicted model, not a curated record. The coding region runs from base 235 to 1803 and encodes 522 amino acids. Gene Ontology annotation, cellular component: microtubule cytoskeleton.